Messenger RNA from Hyaena hyaena (striped hyena), 437 nucleotides. Its product is annotated as 28S ribosomal protein S36, mitochondrial-like. The record is from RefSeq and is a predicted model, not a curated record. The transcript has a single exon. NCBI's taxonomy places the organism in Eukaryota, Metazoa, Chordata, Mammalia, Carnivora, Hyaenidae. Bases 1 to 312 code for a protein of 103 amino acids. Gene Ontology annotation, biological process: 2-oxoglutarate metabolic process.
AUGAUGGGCAGCAAGAUGGCGUCUGCCAGCAGGGUCGUUCAGGUAGUCAAGCCACAUACUCCAUUAAUAAGGUUCCCUGACAGAAGAGACAAUCCUAAACCCAAUGUAUCAGAAGUUUUGAGAUCAGCAAGACUACCAUCUCACUCUUCUUCAAUUUCACAGCAUUCUAAGGGAAGUAAAUCACCAGAUUUGCUGAUGCAUCAGGGUCCACCAGACACUGCAGAAAUUAUAAAAACAUUACCUCAGAAAUACAGAAGGAAGCUUGUGUCUCAAGAAGAAAUUGAAUAUAUCCAACGUGGAGGUCCAGAGUAAUCACUGACAAUGUGGCUGCUGUUUGUCAUCAGACAAAAGAAUAGUCUUUACAAUAAAGGACUUCCAAACUGGCACAUGAGAAAUUAUACAUUAAACAACUUGAAUAAAUACUCUUAAAAAAAAAA